Symphalangus syndactylus (siamang) is the source of this 1421-nucleotide messenger RNA. It is a transcript of the gene TIMMDC1, whose product is annotated as translocase of inner mitochondrial membrane domain containing 1. NCBI's taxonomy places the organism in Eukaryota, Metazoa, Chordata, Mammalia, Primates, Hylobatidae. The record is from RefSeq and is a predicted model, not a curated record. Gene Ontology annotation, cellular component: mitochondrion. Gene Ontology annotation, biological process: mitochondrial respiratory chain complex I assembly.
CGCUGUCGCCCCGCCCCGUGGCCUUUGCCCCGGUCGGGCGGGACUUCCUGUGUUGUAUUUCCAAGGACUCCAAAGCGAGGCCAGGGACUGAAGGCGUGUGUGUCGAGCCCUCUGGCAGAGGGUUAUCCUGGAUCAAAUGCACGGUUUCUCACCUCGUACACUUACGCCCUCCCGCGGCACGUCCGGGAGGACUUGAGGUCCUGAGCGCUCAAGUUUGUCCGUAGGUCGAGAGAAGGCCAUGGAGGUGCCGCCAUCGGCACCGCGGAGCUUUCUCUGUAGAGCAUUGUGUCCAUUUCCCCGAGUCUUUGCUGCCGAAGCUGUGACUGCCGAUUCGGAAGCCCUUGAGGAGCGUCAGAAGCGGCUUCCCUUCGUCCCAGAGCCCUAUUACCCGGAAUCUGGAUGGGACCGCCUCCGGGAGCUGUUUGGCAAAGAUGAACAGCAGAGAAUUUCAAAGGAACUUGCUGAUAUCUGUAAGACGGCAGUUACAGCAGGCGUCAUUGGCUGGGUGUAUGGGGGAAUACCAGCUUUUAUUCAUGCUAAACGACAAUACAUUGAGCAGAGCCAGGCAGAAAUUUAUCAUAACCAGUUUGAUGCUGUGCAAUCUGCACAUCGUGCUGCCACACGAGGCUUCAUUCGUUAUGGCUGGCGCUGGGGUUGGAGAACUGCAGUGUUUGUGACUAUAUUCAACACAGUGAACACUAGUCUGAAUGUAUACCGAAAUAAAGAUGCCUUAAGCCAUUUUGUAAUUGCAGGAGCUGUCACGGGAAGUCUUUUUAGAAUAAACAUAGGCCUGCGUGGCCUGGUGGCUGGUGGUAUAAUUGGAGCCUUGCUGGGCACUCCUGUCGGAGGCCUGCUGAUGGCAUUUCAGAAGUACUCUGGUGAGACUGUUCAGGAGAGAAAACAGAAGGAUCGAAAGGCACUCCAUGAGCUAAAACUGGAAGAGUGGAAAGACAGACUACAAGUUACUGAGCACCUCCCUGAGAAAAUUGAAAGUAGUUUACAGAAAAAUGAACCUGAGAAUGAUGCUAAGAAAAUUGAAGCACUGCUAAACCUUCCUAGAAACACUUCAGUAAUAGAUAAACAAGACAAGGACUGAAAGUGCUCUGAACUUGAAACUCACUGGAGAGUUGAAGGGAGCUAUGCUGCCAUGUCCGUUGAAUGCCGACAAGCCACUCUUUGGUCAGCCCGCUGACAAAUGUAAGUGCUGGUACCUGUGGUGGCAGUGGCUUACUCUUGUCUUUUCUUUUUAACUAAGAAUGGGGCUGUCGUACUCUCACUUCACUUAUCCUUAAAUUUAAAUACAUAUUCAUGUUUGUAUUAAUCUAUCAAUAUACACAUACAUGAAUAUAUCCACCCACCUAGAUUUUAAGCAGUAAAUAAAACAUUUCACAAAAGAUUAAAGUUGAAUUUUACAGUUCGUA